UGUCGGCAUUAAAUUUCGGAAUACUCGUGAAAAACAAACAGAACAAGAGGCUGCUAUAGUCGCGCGAUCUUUAGUGUCAGAGACUGGAACCGGAAUUUUAGUAACUGUAAUGAACAAAUUUGCAAAGGAAGAGUUGCAAGGAUAUCCAUUUGGAUUAUUUGACUACUUUUCUGAUGACUGCCCUUCGACCGGUAAUCCUUUGAUGCUUUUGACUGAUUAUUCGCUUAAUAUCAAAAAUGCGCGCGAAAAUGAUUUUAAAGUAUCAUUGGAGAUUCAAAAGCUCAGUAAAAAUGAAACCUACUUUCCAAUGGCUGAACCAAGAUUAAAUUUGUUUGGCAAAUUAGUGAAAAUUGAAAAAGACGAGAUUCCAGCGAUACAGGAAUGUUUCUUGAAAAAACAUCCGCGAGCGCGUUUUUG
Molecule: messenger RNA, 417 nt
Organism: Racocetra persica
Lineage: Eukaryota; Fungi; Glomeromycota; Glomeromycetes; Diversisporales; Gigasporaceae
Source: the annotation of a GenBank genome assembly